This is a messenger RNA of Salvelinus fontinalis (brook trout), 9577 nucleotides long. RefSeq names its product fibroblast growth factor 11-like. The transcript is spliced from 5 exons. Gene Ontology annotation, cellular component: cytoplasm. NCBI's taxonomy places the organism in Eukaryota, Metazoa, Chordata, Actinopteri, Salmoniformes, Salmonidae. Bases 1143 to 1946 code for a protein of 267 amino acids. The record is from RefSeq and is a predicted model, not a curated record. Gene Ontology annotation, biological process: positive regulation of cell population proliferation; regulation of cell migration; positive regulation of gene expression. Gene Ontology annotation, molecular function: growth factor activity; fibroblast growth factor receptor binding.
GUGGCUGCAUGGUUUCUCUCUCCUCAGCCUCUCUCUGCUUCUCUCUUUCUCUCCUCUUCCUCUCAUUCCCAGUCGAUCUCAUACUCUCCCAUCACAUCCGCUCUCUCCCUCCCCCUCUCUCUCUCUCUUUUCCACUAUCGCUCUCCCCCCUCUCUCCUUCUCUCUCUCUCUCUCUCCCUCUCAUGAAUGUCACCUCUACUGAUGGUGGCUGCUGAAAUUCACACACACAAACACACACGCACACGCAAACACACACACACACACACUCUCACACUAACUUGCUGGCUUUGGGUGGAGGGAGGGGGGGUUAGGUGAGGGCUGUGUGGAGAAAGAGUAUGCCAGAAGAGGCGGAAGAGAAAUCUCUCUCUGUCCAUCCCUCUGUUCCGUUCCCGGCUUCAUUCUUGUGAGUCCGUCACCAUCCCGCCUGUAUGCUGCCACUGGAUCUAAGUCUGCUGGAUUACCGCGCCGUUUCUCCGCUCAUUAUUCCUGACGCCUGCUUUUCCACGGCAGGCAAAGUUGGGCAUCCAGAAACUACAUGGUGACUGCCUGUAUAUUUUUAUGCUGUUUGAGCUUCAAAAUGAUUUCACUCUUCACUGGAAGAAGUGUAAUUUUUAUAUGACAGAGAAAAGAGCUCUGUCUCUUUUUGGGGGAUUGUAUACUUAUAGGAUAGGCUAGUGAUUUUGCAAUAUUUUGAACUUCGUUGUCUGGUGAUUUGGUCGUGAGGGACAAGAUGGGUGGGGUUAAAAAUGUAAGAAAUGGAGCUGUCUUUAGAUGUUUUUUUAUCGACCAGACAUUCUAACCUCAAUCACCCUUCUUUAUUUUGACUGAUGAUGUGACCAUACUGGUCUUUGUUUUGGGUGGUUAUUUUAGUGUUGCUGUAUUCAUUUAUCAUCACACUGGAGGGUCAACAUUGGAUGUUUGACUGCACUUGAACUUUCACCUUCUCCGGCUCUUUCCUUUUCCAGGGGGCUCUGAACCUAACCCCCAUAUCUGUAACACCGCGUAGAACCCCUCUCCCCCCUCUGGGGCUCUCCCUGGACCUUCCCAUCUCUCUCUGCUGCUUGAGGACAGAGACAGCCCCACCAGGAGAGGGGUUGUUGGGUAGGAAGACACCCCCCUCCCAAAGGUGAGAGGGGGGGAAGAUGGCAGCUCUCGCCAGCUCUCUCAUCAGACAGAAACGGGCGGUCAAGGACGACGGACAAAACCGACCUGUAGCCAACAAGAGGAAGCCCUGUCCCAAGAGCAACAAGUCUUUGUGCCAGAAACAGAUUCUAGUUCUUAUCUCUAAAGUACGGCUAUGUGGGGGUCGAAAAGGUCGAAACGAAAAGAGACCGGAGCCCCAGUUGAAAGGCAUCGUUACCAGGCUGUACAGUCAGCACGGAUACUACCUGCAGAUGCAGCCGGAUGGCACCAUGGAUGGCACAAGGGACGAAGGCAGCUCCUUCUCACAAUUCAACUUGAUUCCUGUGGGUCUGAGGAUCGUGGCGAUCCAGGGAGCGAAGACAGGGCUUUACCUGGGCAUGAACAGCGAGGGGUACCUCUACACCUCUGAACACUUCACUCCAGAGUGUAAGUUCAAGGAGAGUGUGUUUGAGAACUACUACGUGACCUACUCCUCCAUGCUCUACCGCCAGAACCAGUCGGGCCGCUCCUGGUAUAUCGGUAUCAACCGCGACGGACAGGUUAUGAAGGGCAACCGGGUGAAGAAGACCAAGGGAGCCGCACACUUCCUGCCUAAAGUCAUUGAAGUUGCCAUGUACAAGGAGCCAUCGCUACACGAACUAGUCAAUGAACAGAAAGAAAAAGAGAAGGAAAAAGAGAAGGAAAGAGAUAAAGACAGCCCUGCUCGGAAGACAGUGAAGACGUCAGAAGAACGUCAUGAAAUAACAUUCUCCAUCAAGAACUGCAGGAAAGAGAAAAAAGCUCCCAAGGCUGACGCCUCGUAGCACAGGGGACCUAGGGGAGGGGAGGGGGAGCAGUGACACUGAGAACUCAAUGGGGACUCAAUCACCCAUCAUGUGUUGGGCUUGCUGGAGGAAUGACCCUCAUGGGCCCCCUUUACCAGAAGUACACUGGGCUGCACCAUGCUGAAGUGUCAGGGGUCAACAGCUCAUCAGCAGCUCACCAGGUCUGGUUCUGGGAGGGUUUCCUCUCACCUAUCACCAGAGAGAGAGAGAGCUGGACCAGGGCCCGAGUCAGCAUCACCACCCUUCCUCCCUGUCAAUCACAUCUACCCCUCCUCUAGUACACUCACUACCAAACGCACAGCCUGUGUCAUACCUCUUUAAUUGAUCUACUGCCCUCCACCACCUGUCUCAAUUUUCAGAAAUAACCUACCGUCGCCCACACACAGUCAUUUCUAAUCAGUGUAUUUUGAUGUAUGUGCGUGCGAUUGUGUGUGUGGAUGUUGGAGAAAAAGUGUGUAACACUAAUCACUUUGUCAUCAUAAUCUCUAUGCGUGGGUCCACUCUUCUAAGUAAUGGAAAUCACCAUGGUGACAGUGUCGCUAUGCCUGGCCUCCACCAUCUGCCCACCUGCAAAUCACACACCCCACAGCUGGACUUGGGCCAUCAAAAUGAUGUUUUAUUGGACAACAUCAGGGGGAUCUAGAUCUAUUUAUAUUUGAUAGUAGGCCUGUCUGUUGAACUGCAGUCAGCCAAUCAAUUUCAAAAAUGCCAAAUAUUCUGCUGAAAGAGAAAAGUCAAGCCAGCUCUUUUGGGAUCAGAGAUAUCUACAGGCUACAGGAUAACUUUUUCAGUGACCAGCCUUUUCUAGCUCACUCUUUCAAAGUCCAUUUCUCCUUUGAUCAAUCACAAUGAGGAAAUAAAUGGAGGGAACUGAAGAAGUUUAUCAUAUUAAAUCCUGAGGAUGAUGUAAAGGAUGAUAAUGAGGAUGAUAAUGAUAAGGAUAAGGAUAAUUACAAUGGUUACAGUGAUUAUGGUGAUAUUGAUGAUUCAACUGCCGCAUAGCCUUGCAAUAAUCUCACAGGCAAAAUAACGAGACAGAAAUGUCAGGGUAUUCAAUUAUCUGAAGUUGAUAGCCAUUUGGCUUCUGGAGCCAUGAAAGCACCAUGUCCAAAUUACUCUUAGAACCCUGACUGGGACAUGACUGCCAUGUGUGGUCCCACAUAACAGUAGCCUGACAGAGAUGAUUUCAGAUUGGGCUCAGCAGGCUGAUUCUGAGCAUGUGAGAGAGUGAUGGAGCUAAAAGCCCUCUGGGCCCAAUGUUAUUCUGAUGCAACUCUUUGAAGGUUAUUUCCUGGGGAUUUUAUGGAAUACAGCCAUAAUUGCUUAGGUUAUUCGCUUAAAUGUAUGUAAAAAAAAAAAAAAAAUGUAACAUGUCUCUGCAAUAUUUGUACAGGUUUGAGUCUCUGUCAGAGCUGGGCUGUGUUAAAAAAGAAAGUACGGCAUUUUAUACAAGUGAGGGAAAUAGUGACAGUGGUUAUGAAUGUGCAUGCUUAGAAUAUUCAUAAUUCACUAAACUAUUUCAGAUAAAUGGUAAGGAUUGGACCUGUUAAAUCUGAUGAAAUGAUCUGUCACCUGAAAGGUAGUGCUAGUGACCGCUGAGUGUAUCCUUUGCUUGGCAACAGUUGUCGACAUGAAGCAGAGUUUAAAGCUGACAUCAAAGUCUGAGGAGGCUCUUGGCUGGAGCACAAUAGAUAUAUGAGACUUUCUGGAUUCGUUUUUAUAAGACACAGCUGGAGCACCUACUUGCUAUUCUAAAGACAUCUCACUGCUUAUCCCCUUACCGGAGUUAUCAAAUCACCACAGAGGAAUCUACUCGCAAAUAUGGAUUUCUUUGUGUGCGUGGCUGUUUGUGAUUGUGUUCUUCUCCUUGUGUAUGGAUGUUUGUGGGAAUAUGUGAGUGCAUAGUGUGUGUAUCCAUGUUCGUGCAAGUGUCUGUUUCUGUGUGUGUAUCUGUGUGUUGAGUGGGAGGGAACUUUUACAACGUCCUUCACACUGGACAUGGGGCACUGUGAGGGGUGUCUUAGUGAUGUCCUUCUCUGUGGAGAUGAUGUUUAGGUGACAAAUGGCCACCUUUCAAACACAGCACUGCCACUGCAUUGUUAUUGGCCUGAGAGUGCUGAAGAAAGCAAUGGGCAAUAACAUCUGAAACAAAUCACGGACAUAACAGUACAACACACACAGGGACAUCCUGGUGUACAGAAGGCUGAUUUUCUAAGCAUGGGGAUAUAUACAGUAAAAUGCCCAAAGGCAUUGCUGCGUAGCUUGUUCCUGCCAUGGCGGCUGUGCUGUCAGAGUGAGAUAGCAGGGGUGUUCUGUGUGACCAGCUCCUGUCCUGUCGAGUGGGUCACUGAGAAGGGAUGGCAGCACAAGUGAGCUUAUACCAUUGUCCCUUAGAGAGCUCGUCUGUAAGAAACAGGCAAUAGCAGUGAACUGCCUGUAAAUAUGUUACACAACAUUACAGAAGAUGAGGGAAAACACAGAGAGGGAAAAUACAUAACAAAUGAAAAUCAAAUCAAAUUUUAUUGGUCACAUACAGUACACGUGUUUAGCAGAUGUUAUUGCGUGCGUAGCGAAAUGCUUGUGCUUCUAGUUCCGACAGUGCAGCAAUAUCUAAUAAGUAAUAUCUAACAAUUUCACAACAUAUACCCAAUACACACAAAUCUAAAGUCAAGGAAUGGAAUUAAGAAUAUAUAAAUAUAUGGAUGAGCGAUGUCAGAGCGGCAUAGACUAAGAUACAGUUAAACAGUAUAGAAUGCAGUAUAUACAUAUGAGAUGAGUAAUGCAAGAUAUGUAAACAUUAUUAAAGUGACAUUAUAAGAAUGUUACUUGUUCCCAAAAUGUACAGAAUGUGAGAAGAAUGUUUUUGGCAUGUUAUUGAGGAUAAGAGUAUGUCUGAGAUGGUCUAGAAUGUUCUAAGAGGGUCAGAGUGUGUAGGCAGUCGUUGAGAUACAGUCAUGUUCUGAAAUAUCAAGCCUGCUUUUUGGGGAUGUAGACUAUCUGAGAACGUUUUUGGGUUAGACUUCAUUUUAGGGAAUGAGGGUUCCUUGCUGAGUUCUAAUGUAUGAGGAGGAAACUUCACUAGUUCUGAGAUAGAAUGUGAGGCAGAGAAAGUUAUCAAGUUCUGAGAAAGAAUGUGAGGCAGAGAAAGUCAGCAAGUUCUGAGAAUGUGAGGCAAAGAAACUAUGAGAAAGAGGAAGUUAAUGAGAGUCAAAGAAAGUUCAAUAGUUUUGAAAUAGAAUGUGAGGCAGAGAAAGAGGAAGUCAAUGAGAGUCAAAGAAAGUUCAAUAGUUUUGAAAUAGAAUGUGAGGCAGAGAAAGAGGAAGUCACUUAGAGUCAAAGGAAGUUCAAUAGUUCUGAGAUAGAAUGUGAGGCAGAGAAAGUUCACUAGUUUUGAGGUAGAAUGUGAGACAAACUGGUUCUCUACGUCUGAAACAGAAUGUGAGGCAAAGUUCACUAGUUCUGUUAUUGAAUGUGAGGCAUAAAAAGUUCACUAGUUCUGAUAUUGAAUGUGAGGCAGAGAAAGUUCACCUGUUCUGAUAUUGAAUGUGAGGCAUAGAAAGUCAGCAGGUUCUGAGAAAGAAUGUGAGGCAGAGAAAGUCAGCAAGUUCUGAGAAAGAAUGUGAGGCAGAGAAAGUCAGCAAGUUCUGAGAAAGAAUGUGAGGCAGAGAAAGUCAGCAAGUUCUGAGAAAGAAUGUGAGGCAGACAAAGUCAGCAAGUUCUGAGAAAGAAUGUGAGGCAGAGAAAGUCAGCAAGUUCUGAGAAAGAAUGUGAGGCAGAGAAAGUCAGCAAGUUCUGAGAAAGAAUGUGAGGCAGAGAAAGUCAGCAAGUUCUGAGAAAGAAUGUGAGGCAUAGAAAGUUUACUAUGAGAAAGAGGAAGUCAAUGAAAGUCAAAGAAAGUUUAAUGGUUUUGAAAUAGAAUGUAAGGCAGAAAAGGUUCACGUUUUGUGAUAGAAUGUGAGGCAGAAAAAGAGGAAGUCACUUCGAGUCAAAGGAAGUUCACUAGUUCUGAGAAAGAAUGUAAGACAGCGAAAGUUAAGAAAUAAUGUAAGGCAGAGAACGUUCUGAGAUAGAAUGUGGGACGGAGAAAGUGCACUAGUUCUGAGAAAGAAAGUAAGACAAAGAAAGUUCAAUUGUUCUGAGAUAAAAUGUGAGGCAGAAAAAGUUUACUAUGAGGAAGAGGAAGUCAAUGAGAGUCAAAGGAAAUUCAAUAGUUUUGAAAUAGAAUGUGAGGCAGAAAAAGUUCACACGUUUUGUGAUAGAAUGUGAAGCAGAGAAAGAGGAAGCCACUUCGAGUCAAAGGAAGUUCACUAGUUCUGAGAAAGAAUGUAAGACAAAGAAAGUUCAAUUGUUCUGAGAUAAAAUGUGAGGCAGAAAAAGUUUACUAUGAGAAAGAGGAAGUCAAUGAGAGUCAAAGGAAGUUCAAUAGUUCUGAGAUAGAAUGUGAGGCAGAGAAAGUUCACUAGUUUUGAGGUAGAAUGUGAGGCAAAAAUCACUCAUUCUGAUACUGAAUGUGAGGCAGUGAAAGUUCACUAGUUCUGAUAUUGAAUUUGAGGCAGUGAAAUGAUAUUAAAUGCAAAGCAGGACUGUUUGGCAGUGGUGGAAAAAGUACCCAACUGUAAUAAUUGAGUAAAAGUAAAGAUACCUUAAUAGAAAAUGACUCACGUAAAAGUCAAAGUCACCCAGUAAAAUACUACUUAAGUAAAAGUCUAAAAGUAUUUGGUUUAAAAUAUACUUAAGUAUCAAAAGUACAUGUAAUUCCUAAAAUGUAUUUAAGUAUCAAAAGUAAAAGUAUGAAUCAUAUAAAAUUCCUUAUAUUGAGCAAACCAGACACCAUCAUUUUCUUGUUUAUUUUUAUUUACGGAUAGCCAGGGGCACACUCCAACAUUCAGACAUUAUUUACAAAUGAAGCAUGUUUGUUUAGCAAGUCUGCCAGAUCAGAGACAGUAGGCAGAGGAUGACCAUGGAUGUUCUCUGUUUAGUUAGUCCACUAGAUCAGCGGCAGUAGGGAUUACCAGGGAUGUUCUCUGUUUAGCGAGUCCGUCAGAUCAGAGACAGUAGGGAUGACCAGGGAUGUUCGGUUGAUAAGUGGGUGAAUUUGACAAUUAUCCUGUCCUGCUAAGCAUUCAAAAUGUAACGAGUACUUUUGAGUGUCAAGGAAAACGAAUGAAGUAAAAAAUACAGUAUCUUAAGGAAUGAUUUGAAGUAAAAGUAAAAGUUGUCAAAUAUAAAUAGUAAUGUAUAGCUACCCCAAAAAACUACUUGAGUAUUUUUACUUUAGUACUUUACACCACUGCUCUUUGGUUCUGAUAUUGAGAGCAUGCCAGAGGGAUAUUUAGCUGGUUGAGGCAGAAAUAAUGACUUAGCUAUCAUAAAGUAAGGCAAAGAGAGCUCUUUUCUUGAUUAGAGCAGAAUUGAAGGCAGAGCAGGUCCCACACGGGGAAGGGGAGGGGUAGUGACGUUGAGAAUACAAGGACAGUUGUGGUUCACACACGCCCGUUCAUGUCCGCUUCGAAGUCACACUCCACUUAAUGCGCAAUCUCACCAAAAGGUGUCCUAUAUGUCAACUGCCCAUUAACCUUCCCUCUACACACUGUGUGCUUGUACGUGCGUUCGUUUGCACGUGUGUGUCUGUGUGGGUGAGUGAAAGAGUGACUGAGCGAGUGCAAUGGCCUACCUGUAUGUGUGCAUGAGUAUGUGAGGGAGAAAAAGGAGAGAAAGAGAGAGGGGGAAAGAAAGAAAGACAAGGAAUGAGAGUGAAGUGAGGAUCGAUAGACUCGAUAAAAGCCAAAGUGGAAAGCAAUAGAAUAGCGUUGAGAGCAAUAAUGUCCCUUAGGUGCAGUGGGAGGAGCAACCCAUGUUUGUGGACAAUGAACUCAAGAGCAGUUUUGUUCCAUUCCAACGUUUAAACUGGACAAAGUGGCCUGAUGCACAACAAAUGUGGGGGCAGAUAUUUCUCCCAUCUUACGGUACACUUUAGAGAUCAACAGCCCCAUACAACUGGCCAGUGUGAUCUGACCGUGUACUGAGCUACUAGGGUUUCUGUCGUUUACCGUCCUUUUCUGAGACUCUGGGGACAAUGCUGUGGAACUCCAUUAGAGUGCACUCUGUUUGAAGGACUUUGGUCUUAUGUUCUGAUCCAACUGGGGUCAAACAGGGAACACCACUCUCAUAAUAACAAGAGAAAAUAGUGGUUAAAAUGUCCUUAUAAUAAUAAUAAUAAAUAUUCAUAGAGUUCUUAUGAAGGGAUUUGACAGUACUGCCAAAGUCUGGCUUAGCCUUUUUGACUGUUUAAGUAUGAUUUAACAGCGAUGUUUAAGGUAUAGGGGCUGUCAGUCUACAGUACACAACUAAAGGCCAGGGAAAUUGUUUGGAUGGACAACAAACCUAGCAUUUGUUGGUGCUUUCCUGGCUCAUUGUUUCAUAGAAAUAUUACUAUAUAGCUAUGUCCAUAUAUAAAUAAUAUAUGGGAUAUAUGUGUGUGAGGUGUUGUACUGAUAUUUUUCAAAUAUCUCCAAGAAUAGGUGGUGAACAUUUUUCUUGUUGUGUUUUAUUUGGCUUUGUCAUGUCUUUCUGAUGCAGACUCUUGGGAGGGAGGUUUUUCUCUCCUCAUACCAAUCCUCCCUUCAGUGUGGUUUUGUAGGUGAACAGCAGGGUUGUGUUGGGGUGAAGUGGUAAGGACACUGGUUCAUCGUUCCCACAGAAUGCUAAAUGAUGCAGUGUGAGCUUCCACCCAAACUAAAUCCUCUGGGUGGAAGCUCACAGUGUGAAUGAUUUACCGUAUGCCAGAGAUUUAACCCUAAACUGUAAAUGUUGUCAAAGUUCAAAAGAGCAUGUGGAAACAUGCAAAGGGCCAGAUCUGUCCUCCUAAAGCCAACACCUGUCUGUCAGUCAGUUAUGACCUUUCCCAGCAAUGACCAGACUUCUCCAGCACCCACUGGGCUCAGCGUUAUGGUCACACAAGUCUUCCAAAAACAAACUACGCCCCCUCCUUUUUCCUCACGGCUCUUGGUUUAUCUCAGUCCUUUCCUCUCGUCUUCCAAAAGUAACAGACGUCUUCCAACACGAGCCAUAAGUAAUAACACAGAGCUUAGCACUGAUGGAGCCUAUGAAAGAAGAGCUGUGGUAUUACUUACCAGGUGGGACUCUACAUGGCAACUAAGCCAAAGUGAGCAGAGCUGGAUCUACUCACUCUCCAGCCACAACAAAAACUGAGACUAGAGAGUAUAAACAAUGCAGUUAGGACUAACAACCUGCAAUGGGGACAACCAGUUCGCAAGGACGGCAAACAGUCAUCAGCGAGGAUUAACAGUUAGCAAGGAGGACUAACAGGCUACAAAACAGUCCAGCAGUCUGCAAUAAGGACAACAAAUCCAGGUUGAAUUGAGAAUCUUUGCAACGCAUGCAUGCACCACCAUUUACCAACGUUCAUGAUAAGGGAUGACUCCUCCUCCACAGCAACUAGAGACACACCGGACCCUCCCCUCACCCUCUCUCUGAGUUUGACACAGACCUGUGUACAUUUCUAUAGUAAAUCACACCUGACUCAAGGGGAGAUGUCUUAUUAUGGAAUAUUAUUCAAUAAAACAAACAGAUAUAUUUGUAUGAUUGUA